GGAGUUAAGUACCUGUGCAUUCCGGCAGCCGAUUCACCAUCUCAGAACCUGACAAGGCAUUUCAAAGAGAGUAUCAAGUUCAUUCACGAGUGCCGGCUUCGGGGUGAAGGCUGUCUCGUCCACUGCCUGGCCGGCGUCUCCAGGAGCGUGACGCUGGUCAUCGCCUACAUCAUGACAGUCACCGACUUCGGCUGGGAGGAUGCCCUGCACACCGUGCGGGCCGGCCGCUCCUGCGCCAACCCCAACCUGGGCUUCCAGAAGCAGCUUCAGGAGUUCGAGAAACACGAGGUCCACCAGUACCGGCAGUGGCUGAAGGAGGAGUUUGGCGAGAGCCCCCUGCGGGAUGCCGAAGAAGCCCAAAGCAUCCUCGGUAAAUAUAAAGAGCAGGUCCGCGUGGAGCCGCAGCCCGGCGCCAGGCGGUGGAGCAGCUUCCAGGCCCUGCCGCUGGCCUAUGGCAACUACAGCAGCGAGACCUAACGCCCACCCCUGGGUGCCGCCGCCAACGCCGCCGCCCUCCCGCCCGCUUGUCUGCGCGCCGCCUUCCCGCUGGCUGCCGGGUGCCCUGGAGGACAGCACGGCCGGGGGUGCCCAGGUGGACUCUCGCCCCUUCCCU
Molecule: messenger RNA, 613 nt
Organism: Sorex fumeus (smoky shrew)
Lineage: Eukaryota; Metazoa; Chordata; Mammalia; Eulipotyphla; Soricidae
Gene: DUSP22
Product: dual specificity phosphatase 22
Exons: 4
Biological process (GO): protein dephosphorylation; positive regulation of JNK cascade; regulation of cell population proliferation
Cellular component (GO): cytosol
Molecular function (GO): protein tyrosine/serine/threonine phosphatase activity
Source: RefSeq, a predicted model, not a curated record